This is a messenger RNA of Anopheles arabiensis, 732 nucleotides long. RefSeq lists its product as uncharacterized. The transcript is spliced from 2 exons. NCBI's taxonomy places the organism in Eukaryota, Metazoa, Arthropoda, Insecta, Diptera, Culicidae. The coding region runs from base 1 to 732 and encodes 243 amino acids. The record is from RefSeq and is a predicted model, not a curated record.
AUGAAGGAAGGCGAGGCUGACAUCGAAGAGCGACUGGCAGUCUCACACAUUGUCACUACAUCUACGAUGUGUGAUUUUAGCAACAUACUGUUCGCCAAAUACUCAAGGUAUGGCAAGUUAAGGAGAGUUGUGGCUUUCUGCUUGCGGUUCAUCACAACGCUUAAGGCAACCAAGGCAUCAUCGUGCAAGCGCGUUAAGGUAAAAGCGGACAUCAAGACGUUGCUGCACUCCGUUCCACCGCUUACAGCAGAGGAGCUACAGCAAGCCGAGCUGCGUUUGUGCCAGCUAGCACAACAGGAGUCGUUCGCGGAAGAGCUGGUCGAUCUACAACGAGGGAAGCAGGUUAGUGCGAGAUCGAAGCUGAAGUGGUUGUUCCCAUACAUCGACGCACAGGGUGUGUUACGUGUCGGUGGCCGGCUAGGUAAUGCCAACAUCCCAGAGGCAACGAAGCAUACGACAGUCCUUGCAGCAUCACAUCGUCUGUCAGUGCUAUUGGCAGAAAGGGUCCAUCAGCAGGAGAUGCACGCCGGACCACAAGCAAUGUUAACCAUACUGCGGCAGAAGUUUUGGUUAAUUGGAGGCCGAAAUAUGGUAAAGCGUGUGUAUCACCAGUGCCACACUUGCUUUAGAAACAAGCCGAAGUUUGUGAAACAGGCGGUAGCGGAUUUGCCUGAGUCACGGGUAACACCAACGAGACCGUUUGCGGGCAGUUCAUAUCGAACUGGUGAGUGA